CUAACAGCCUGUGUAGCUCAAAUAGGAAGCACUAUAUUUAGACAAUAUUGUUUGUUUCAGGAAGCUAAACUAUCUAAAUAUGUACGUACCAGGAAGAAGUGCAAAAAGUAGAACGCUGAAAGCUUAUGUCAAUGGGGGAAUACUAAUUUUCUGCCAAUUUGGUGACACACAUAGAGAAAAACAGAAGUACUUAUGCAAAGGUGAAGCUUCAACAUGCCCUUACAAUCGGCUAGCCCACAACGACAGCAGAGUCAUCCAGUAUGAGAACGCUCGCAGGGACUAUUUAACCAUUCUCAUCAAAAACCUCACCUCAGAGGACAGUGGGACUUAUCACUGUGGGAUCGAAGAUGGACGCUUAGAUGAUAAAAUCACUUUGAAUGUAAAAUCAGGUGACUGCUGUGACACACCGUUUUUUAGAACUGGUCUUGAGGGACAGAAUAUCAACAUUCAGUGCAAGUACUCUGCUGCAGAAAAUAGAGACAAUACCAAGCACUUCUGUAAGCAACAAAAUGAUGUUAUUGAGACAAAUCUAAUAGAGUCAAAACCAUCAGAUACAGAACAAAAGUAUUCCCUGUCUGACAACAGAAGUGCAAACCUUUUUUCUGUGACUAUUUAUGAGCUGGAGAAAAAGGAUGCUGGAAUCUACUGGUGCGGAGUGAGAACCGGUACAGAAGAUGUGGCUUUGACCAGCCAGGUGAAUUUACAGAUCACAGAAAAACAAAAGGGUCCAGUGACUCUGAGAGGAUUUAAUACGGGAGGCAUUGCAAUUCUUUGCAAAUUUAAUAACAAGCGUAAACACAAGAAGAGAUUCUUCUGCAAAGGCAAUUCUACAACCUGCCCUCACUACCGCUUCACAAAUGGUACUGACAGCAGGUUCCUCCAGUAUGAAAAUGUUCAGGAGGACCAUCUAACAGUUCUGCUCACAAACCUCACCUCAAAGGAUGCCGGGAUAUAUCACUGUGCUGUUGAAGAUGAAGAAAUGCAUACAGCAUUCAACUUGAAUAUAAAAGAAGGUGGCUGCUGUGAAUCACCUAAUACAACUACUGGACAUGAGGGAGGACAUAUAGAGAUUCAGUGCAAGUACCCCGAAGUAGCAAAAACAAACGUAAAGCACUUCUGUAAGCAACAUGAGGCAUUCAUUGAGUUGGAUUGGAUCGUUUCAAAGCCUUUGCCGAAGAAUAGAAAGUAUUCUCUGUCUGACAACAAAACUGCAAACGUUUUUACUGUGACUAUCCAUGACCUGAAGAGGGAGGAUGCUGGAAUCUACUGGUGCGGAGUGAGAACUAGUGAGAAUAAUGUAGCUUUGACCGGACAGGUGAAUCUACAGAUCACAGAAAAAGCCCAUGUUGAGGACAUGAAGACCCCUGUAGUCAUGGUAGCCAUAGUGAUAGUAGUCAUGGUGAUAGUAGCACUGGUGUUAGCAGUCACAUUCUUCCUGUGUUACACACAGAGCAGGAAGCAUGACAGGUCAGGCACAUUUAUUUACUAUAAAGCAGAGAAUCCGGACCCAGAUGGUAUUUAUGAGGAGAUUGAGGACAUUGGUACUCCUCCCCCUCCUCUGACUUCAAGAUGCAACUAUACCAAGGUAGACAAUGCAGGUGACCCUACGUACUACACUAUCCAGUCACCCCCAAACCUUCCUGAUGAUACAGGCCUCCACCUUCUCCCCAAGACAUCUCACACCCAGAUCAGCACUGUCUAUGCCACCGUUGAAUUACCCACAAUCCCUGGUGAUGUCUCCACAUACUUAAACAUCCAGUCACCGAUACACACUUCGGCUGACACACACUUUAAUACUGGUUCUGAUGAAACAGAUAAAACAAUCAACACCGUCUAUGCCACUGCACAAAUACCUAAUAAUCCUAGUGGCAUCCAGUCACCAAUACACACUUCUGCUGACACACACCUUAGCACUGGUACUGAUGAAAUUGAUAGUACAGUGAGCACUGUCUAUACUACUGCACAAUGUCCCAUUAAUCCUAGUGGCAUCCCCACACCAUGCGCUGAUAAUCCAGACGCCACAAACCCAGCUAAUCAGGAACCCAAAUACACCAAUGAGGACACGGUGUAAAACCCCUGAUUCACCCACACAUACUUCUGAUGAUACUGACUAUUCUGUGGUCUGUAGUCCAACAAGUACUCAAAUAAAUAUGGUUUCUGUAAGAGAUGCACCGAUAGAUCGGCUGGUGACCGGAAUCGGC
Messenger RNA from Alosa alosa (allis shad), 2201 nucleotides. Its product is annotated as polymeric immunoglobulin receptor-like. The transcript is spliced from 8 exons. Bases 80 to 2071 code for a protein of 663 amino acids. NCBI's taxonomy places the organism in Eukaryota, Metazoa, Chordata, Actinopteri, Clupeiformes, Clupeidae. The record is from RefSeq and is a predicted model, not a curated record.